Messenger RNA from Fundulus heteroclitus (mummichog), 1099 nucleotides. RefSeq names its product solute carrier family 25 member 11 (gene slc25a11). NCBI's taxonomy places the organism in Eukaryota, Metazoa, Chordata, Actinopteri, Cyprinodontiformes, Fundulidae. Gene Ontology annotation, molecular function: succinate transmembrane transporter activity; oxaloacetate transmembrane transporter activity; malate transmembrane transporter activity. Gene Ontology annotation, biological process: mitochondrial transport; malate transmembrane transport; oxaloacetate transport. Bases 164 to 1078 code for a protein of 304 amino acids. The transcript has 9 exons. Gene Ontology annotation, cellular component: mitochondrial membrane. The record is from RefSeq and is a predicted model, not a curated record.
UUUGCAGGCUGCGGCUCCAGCAGAGUCACCUUGCUUCAGCCGCCGCCGCUGCUGCUGUACCGGGGAAGGAGCAGAAGAACCGUCCGGCCCAAAGGCACCAGGGAAGCCCGGUGGAAGCGGGAAUAGAGCCGGACUCUGCAGCCACCGACCGAACCGGGUCGACAUGGCGGACACAAAGCCGAAGACCUCCCCGAAGGCCAUAAAGUUCCUGUUCGGAGGUCUGGCCGGCAUGGGGGCCACGGUGUUCGUGCAGCCUCUGGACCUGGUGAAGAACCGCAUGCAGCUCAGCGGUCAGGGAACCAAGGCCCGCGAGUACAAGACCAGCUUCCACGCCCUCUUCUCCAUCCUGAGGAACGAAGGCGUGGGCGGCAUCUACACCGGCCUCUCUGCAGGGCUGCUGCGCCAGGCCACCUACACCACCACCCGCCUGGGCAUCUACACCAUCCUGUUUGAGAAGCUGACCGGCGCCGACGGCCGGCCUCCCAACUUCCUGAUGAAGGCGCUUAUCGGGAUGACAGCCGGCGCCACCGGAGCCUUCGUGGGAACGCCGGCGGAGGUGGCGCUGAUCCGGAUGACGGCUGACGGACGACUUCCCGCCGACCAGAGGAGGGGCUACACCAACGUCUUCAACGCCCUGGCCCGCAUCACCAGAGAGGAGGGGCUCACCACGCUGUGGCGGGGGUGCGUGCCCACCAUGGCCCGCGCGGUGGUGGUGAACGCGGCUCAGCUGGCCUCCUACUCCCAGUCCAAGCAGGCUCUGCUGGACUCAGGGUACUUCGGUGACGACAUCCUGUGCCACUUCUGCGCCAGCAUGAUCAGCGGGCUGGUGACCACCGCGGCGUCCAUGCCCGUCGACAUCGUCAAGACCAGGAUCCAGAACAUGAGGAUGAUCGACGGGAAACCGGAGUACAAGAACGGUCUGGACGUGUUGAUGCGGGUCGUGGGCAGGGAGGGGUUCUUCUCGCUGUGGAAGGGCUUCACGCCGUACUACGCCCGCCUGGGGCCCCACACCGUCCUCACCUUCAUCUUCCUGGAGCAGAUGAACCGCCUCUACAAGACCUACGUCCUGGACCGCUAGCGCCCCCAUGGGGGCCCCGGC